AUGGGUGGUGCCAAGUCAGCUGUUGAUUUAAUGGAAUCUUCAUCUGAAGUUCAUUUUUCUGGAUUUCACAUGGAUGGUUAUGAGCAAAGAGAAGCUAGCAUAGAACAACCAACAACAUCGGAAACUGACACGUACAAUCAACCUUUUGUCAUAGGUGUUGCUGGGGGUGCGGCAUCCGGCAAAAAAACAGUUUGCGAUAUGAUUGUUCAGCAGCUUCAUGACCAGCGAGUGGUGCUUGUUAAUCAGGAUUCUUUUUAUAAUAACUUGAGCGAGGAGGAACGAUCAAGGGUACAAGAUUACAACUUUGACCAUCCUGAUGCUUUUGAUACCGAGGAAUUGCUUCGUGUUAUGGACAAAUUGAAGCACGGUGAAGCUGUAGAUAUUCCAAAGUAUGAUUUUAAGAGUUACAAAACUGACACGUUAAGAAGGGUGAACCCUUCUGAUGUUAUAAUUUUGGAAGGCAUCCUUGUUUUCCAUGAUCCACGUGUUAGGGAGUUGAUGAAUAUGAAGAUAUUUGUUGAUACAGAUGCUGAUGUUCGUUUGGCAAGAAGGAUUAGGCGUGAUACCAGCGAGAAGGAUCGGGACAUUGGAGUAAUUCUUGAUCAGUAUUCAAAAUUUGUGAAGCCAGCUUUUGAUGACUUUAUUCUUCCAACAAAGAAGUACGCUGAUAUAAUCAUACCUCGUGGAGGAGAUAAUCAUGUCGCUAUUGAUUUGAUUGUUCAGCAUAUCCGCACAAAGCUUGGUCAGCAUGACCUGUGUAAAAUAUAUCCAAAUUUAUAUGUCAUUCAGUCGACUUUUCAGAUACGCGGUAUGCAUACCUUGAUACGUGAUGCUCAGAUAACGAAGCAUGAUUUUGUAUUUUAUUCUGAUCGCUUGAUUCGUUUGGUCGUCGAACAUGGUUUAGGACAUCUUCCAUUUACAGAAAAACAAGUAAUCACUCCCACAGGUUCUGUUUACACUGGUGUGGAUUUUUGCAAAAGGUUGUGUGGUGUCUCUGUCAUCAGAAGUGGGGAGAGUAUGGAGAAUGCCUUAAGAGCAUGCUGUAAAGGUAUUAAGAUUGGGAAAAUUCUGAUCCACAGAGAAGGCGACAAUGGCGAACAGCUAAUAUAUGAAAAGUUGCCAAAUGACAUCUCAGAAAGGCAUGUGUUACUGUUGGACCCUAUUCUUGGCACAGGUAAUUCGGCUGUUCAUGCAAUUUCUUUACUUAUAAGAAAGGGCGUACCAGAAUCCAACAUUAUAUUUCUUAAUCUCAUCUCUGCUCCUAAAGGUGUUCAUGUGGUGUGCAAAAGUUUCCCAAGAAUUAAAAUAGUGACAUCUGAGAUAGAGAUUGGUUUGAAUGAAGAUUACCGUGUCAUACCAGGUAUGGGAGAGUUUGGAGAUCGGUACUUCGGAACUGAUGAUGAUGAUGAACAAGUGGUGGUUGCUUCAAAGUAG
Molecule: messenger RNA, 1434 nt
Organism: Lathyrus sativus (Indian pea)
Lineage: Eukaryota; Viridiplantae; Streptophyta; Magnoliopsida; Fabales; Fabaceae
Source: the annotation of a GenBank genome assembly